ACGCUCCGCCUCGCCGAGCAUCGUCCUGCACCACCCGCCCUGCGCUCAUUUAAGGCGGCUCCGCGGGCUGAGCGCUGUGUGGGCGCAGUUCGCUUCUCGUGGAGGAGUGUCCCGCAGUUUAUCGCACGUUGGCGCCAUGUCCGCCCCCAGGCUCUUCGCCCUCGUGCUGGUGGUGCAGCCGCCUCGCGUCCUCCUGGGCAAGAAGAAGAGCGGAUUCGGGGCCGGGCUGUGGAACGGCUUCGGAGGAAUCGUGGAGCCGGGGGAGAGCAUCGAGGAUGCGGCGCGGAGGGGGCUCAAGGCAGAGAGUGGGCUGACUGUGGACACCCUGCAGAAGAUGGGUCAGAUCACUUUUGAAUUUGUAGGCAACUCUGAACUCAUGGAGGUUCACGUUUUCCGAGCGGAUCAGUUUCAUGGAGAGCCAAAGGAAAGCGAUGAAAUGCAGCCUCAGUGGUUUCAGCUGGAUGAGGUGCCAUAUAAACAGAUGUGGCCGGAUGAUGUCUAUUGGUUCCCAUUGGUGCUUCAAAGAAAGUUGUUUCGAGGCUACUUCAAGUUCCAAGGACAAGACACCAUUGUGGAGCACACCCUGAAUGAAGUGGAGCAGCUUUAAGAGGAAGGCAGAAGCUUCAUUCCAUGUGCUGCUGCCCACAUUGGGCCGGGACACCACGAGUGUUCACAGGGAGCUCCUUCCUCAGCUCCCCAGCAGGAGGCUGACAGCCAGGACACGGGGAAGUAGAGAAAAUAAGGGGGUUUCUUAGAGCAGAAAUAAACAGUGAACAUUUCCAUGCUGUGAAGUCCCUGACGAUGAGAUGCUUCAGUGGUUACUUGAUGACCGCUCUUGAGAAAUAAAGGGCUAGCAGGAA
Messenger RNA from Coturnix japonica (Japanese quail), 860 nucleotides. RefSeq names its product oxidized purine nucleoside triphosphate hydrolase. Gene Ontology annotation, molecular function: 8-oxo-7,8-dihydroguanosine triphosphate pyrophosphatase activity. Lineage: Eukaryota; Metazoa; Chordata; Aves; Galliformes; Phasianidae. The record is from RefSeq and is a predicted model, not a curated record. Gene Ontology annotation, biological process: DNA protection. Gene Ontology annotation, cellular component: cytoplasm.